AUGGGUAAAACUAGUCCAAUAGAAACAGAAAAACUAGUAACAGUAGAUAAACCAUCAAAAAUACGUAAUAAAUCAGCAAAAAAGAAAAAGUCCAAAAAGUCGAAAAGCCACAAAAAUCGUCAUAAACGUUCACCGUCGAAAAGUCGUUCGAGAAGUCCAACGACAAAAUCAUCACCGCGUUCAUCUAUUUCGAAAGAUCGUAGUCUAUCUAAAGAGCGUCAUUCAAUAAAUAAAACAAAAAAAAGCACAAAUCGUAAACACGAGCAAUCACAGCAACCAGUAUCUUCGUCGUCAGUUCAACAACCACAACGUACGAGUAGUGUUCAUCAACAAAAACAAAAUAAAAAGCAUAUACGUGCACGUCAUUAUGAAGAAGAAGAGGAUAUUUUGUCCGAUCGUUCACCACCCGCACGUUAUCGUCGAUCGAAAUCACGUUCGAAAUCACGAUCACCAACUCAUAACGACAAUUAUAGUGAUCGUUCAUCAAGAAGAUCAUCAAGAGGUCGUUCAAGUGAUUUCGACAGAGACAGAUCUGCUUCGCGAGAUUCUGUGUCACGUCAUCAUGGUAUUGUCGGUGGUGGAGGUUAUAAAAAUCAACUUCGACGAAGUACAAGUAGUAUGAAUAAUAUGUACCAACAAAUGCCAAAUAAUACUGCAAAUUUAAUGAAUAUGAAUCGUCGCUGGCCACAUCAACAAAUGAAUCAACGUGGCGGUCGUAAUAUGAAAAUGGGCGGCGGUCAAUUUAUGAAUCAUCAACAAAUGAUGAAUAGUAUGUCCAUGAAUUUAAAAAAUAAACAACAAAAUAACAAAUAUAAAUUGAACAACAUGAAUUCAAUGGGAAUGAAUCGUCAACAACAGCAAUCGCUACUAGGUGGUUAUCGACCAAUGAUGAAUAAACAACAAAAUUAUCGAAAUAAUCAAAUGUUUUAUAGCAUGAAUAACGCAAACAAUAUGGCAAAUAUGAUCCAAAAUAUGAAUCAGUUGAUGAAUCAACAGCAACAACAACAACAACAGCAACAACAAAAUGGCGGUGCAGGAAUGGUGCGAUAUCAGAAUCCAAAUAAUCCUAAUAAUCGAUUUUAUCAACAGUUUCAAGAUAACUAUAAGAAAAUAAUUAAUGGUGAAAAAGUUAGUAAUUUAUACCAGGCAUCAUUUCCCGUACAACAUAUACCACGUGAAAUGAGAUUUAACUUUCGCUUACUUGGACGAAAUAUAUUUACAGCAUCCGAUGAAGAAGAAGAAGCAGCUGCGUCUGAAAAGAAAACGAAAAGUAAAAAAGAACGAGUUAGUGAUGAUGAAAAUCCAAAAGAAGAAAGUGAAGACGAACGAAAGAAACGUCGCGAAGAAGAAGAAGAAGCGCAACAAGCUGCUGUUGCAGCUGGAAAAAAGACGCCAAUGAUUGUCGCAUCAGCAUCUUCACCCGUAUUGAAUACAACAAAAAAACAUCAUAAGAAACAUCAAAUGAAACAUUCAAAAUCACAACAUCAGCAACAGACAAUAUCACCACCUGUAGUACCACCUGAUUUUAUGCUAGAUCCAAAUUUAGAUAUGAAUUUAAUGUUAAAUUUGAUGAAUGCCGAAAAUAAUAAUAUAUUAAUGAAUCAAAUGAAUCCAAAAUGUGAACGUAUUAAAAAACAAGAGAAAAAAGUACAAAAAUUUAAAAAUUAUGCACGAUUUCAACAGACUCAUUCAGUGGGAAGUACAGCAACAAAUCCAUCUAAUCCGGAAGAAGUUGAGAAGAAAAUACAUGGUCUAGCCAGAAGAUUGCAAAUGAAAACUAUUGGUUUACAAGAAGAUUAUGAAUUACUUGGAAUUAAACGUUCUAGUAGUUCGAGUUCAAAAUCACAUUCGUCGGAUUCAGACACAGAUGCAAGUAAGAAAUCGAAAGAAAAUGGUGAAGAUAAAGAGUUAUAUAGUGAUAUUAGUUCAAAUUCGGAAAAACGUCGCGAAAGAAAAUUGAAGAAAUUGAAAAAGAAGAAGACGAAUGUUGGUGGAUCACCAUUGUCGAGUAGUGAUAAAGAACGUUCGGAUAAUGAUAGUGAUGGCAGUAUGUUAAAUUUAAAUGAAGAACUUAAAUCGAUUGGGUAUUAUGUUAAAGAUCGUGAAAGAAUGUUAAGUGAAAUGUUUCGAUGUGUACGUGGUACAAAACUUCAAGCUAUGCUACCUGAAGUAUUAAAGAAUCGUUUAUUAGACGAAAUCAAAGCAAAAUGUUUAGAUCAACUGGAUAUUAUGUCAAAAAAGCGUAUACGAGCAAUUUUGCAUGCUCAACAAAUGUCAUCGUCAAGUGGAACAGAAGAUAGUACAGACGAAGAAGACAAAGAUGUUUAUACUUUAUAUCCUCAUUUACGAACAUCGAUCAAUCCAGCAUUGGAGUCUCCCAUAGACAAAAUGAUACCGCCUGUUGGUACCCCGGUCUCUUCUGAUGUUGAGAAAAAACCUUACACUACAACCAGUAAAUUUCGUCCCAUUCAAAUGCGUGCGAUUAAUAGUAACACAGAAACAAAUAUAAAAGACGAACCCGAAGAACAUAUGUCAACAAAUGUUCGAAAUAGUUCAUCAACACCAGUUAAUAAUUUAUCAACCGAAAUGGCUGUCGAAUGUAUACGCGGUGAAGAAGAUAUUAACGACUACUAUGAAGGAUUUAAAAAGAUAAAAAAACUAGCAAAUUUGAGGCGUAUGGAAAAAGAUGAGGGUAUUCUGGAUGUAACAGCAUUUGAACCAAGCGGAAAAUUCUUGAAUCCGCAUGGUAAACAACCAAAAUUUGAAUUUAAACCAAUCACGGGACUUGGCCAACAACAACAUCUAACAAAAAAACUCUUGAGUCAAAAAGAAAAUGAUAUUAGUCGAGAAUUAGAUGAUAUGAUGACAAAUGAAGGUUUUACAUUACCCGGUCAACGUCCAGCAUCUGUAGCUGAAUUAAAACAACAACAACGAAUAUUAUUACCACAUUUACCGCCUCGUCAGUAUACAAAAGUGGUACAACCACCGAAAAAAGGUUCAUUGGGCGAUUUAUUGAAACAGAAAAAAGAUAAAAAUAGAAGUCCAUCACCAGCAGAUCGUAAAAGUCGCCAAUCAAGAUCAAGUUCAACGAGUUCAAUUGGUAGUAGAGGAUCAUCAGUACAUUCAAAUUUAUCAUUUGGUUCAUAUUUAUCCGGUGUAGAUGAAACAGAUAAAUUAUCAGUUUAUUCAGGCAAUUAUUCUUAUUGUAGUUCCUGCAAUGGUAGUCCACAUCAUGAUAAUCAGAAAAGAUCGUCGAAUGAUAUAGAUAAAUCAACCGUUAAUAAUUAUGAGAAUACAACAACAACAACAACAACAACAACAACUGAAGCACAUAUUGAAGAUUUUUCCGAUAUUACUGAUUUAUCUCAAAUAUUAGAUUUAAAUGAAGAAGAUGAACUAUUAUUGUUACAACUUGAAGUUGAACAAGAAGAACGAAAUACACGAAAAGAAGAGAAAAGACGUAAAAAAGAGGAGAAAAAAUUGAAAAAGAAAAAUAAAAUUGAAAAGAAAAAGUCAGUACAAAUUCAAUUGAAUUCUGCUAGUGAAUUGAUAACUACACAAUCGAGUUCAAAUACUAGUAUCGAUGUUGAUAUUGAACAAACGAUGAAUGAUUUAUUAGUAGAUGUUCUCGCACUAGAAGACGGUUGUCAACAAGAUAACAAUGAUAAUCAGAAUUUUGAUUCUUUGUGUCGUCUCAAAGAAGAAUCAUUAGAUGAUUUAAAUUUUGAUGAUGAAACAAGUUAUAGUGAUCGAUUACUUGAACAUACCGUUACAGAAGUGAAUGAUAGUCAUCCAAAUAUAAAUGUGAUAUCGGCAGUAAAAGAAGAAGAAUUCAAUAACAGUGAUGAACAUGACGCUGAUAACAAUAAUAUACAUGGAAUUAAGCGUCCUAUAGAGUUUGAUAAAGAUGAUCAGAAUACGGAGGAAGAAGACAGGAAGAAAAAAAAUAGGUUAGACUAA
This is a messenger RNA of Didymodactylos carnosus, 3960 nucleotides long. NCBI's taxonomy places the organism in Eukaryota, Metazoa, Rotifera, Eurotatoria, Philodinida, Philodinidae. The record is from the annotation of a GenBank genome assembly.